GUUGAAUCCGCAUGGUAAUCUCUGGCGGGUCUUUUGAAGACUUGGGACUGCACUGCGUCCUCUCUCUCCCUCUCCCUCUCCCUCUCCCUCUCUCUCUCUCUCAUAUUACUAUAAACUCACCAAGUGAUGAAACAAUAAUAAGGCUAAAGCAACGCCUUCAAAAUCCUUCUCAAAUUUCUGAUCAAUUUAUUCUCCACCCAUCACUCAACACUCCCGCCGCUGAAGCUCUCCGAGUUUUUGAGUAUUCGAGGGUAAUGAAAUCGUGGGGUUUCGAGGAUUCUUGGGUUGGAUUCAUGAAUGUGACAAUAAGGAAAGGAUUGUCUCGUUCAUGCUCUGUUUGGUUGCCAGGAAAAUGCAUGCAGGCGACGAGAAAAAAGCAGGAAAUUUUUGGAACGUCAGUCAAUGUCCAGAAAACUAUCUUGUUCUAGCUGCAGGCCAAAGAAAAACUGUCAUCAAAUUUUUCUUUGGCCAUCAGUUUUUCUUUGGCCAUGAGAAAUACCAGAACAAUAGAAAAAAUAGGCCUUUUCUGUCUCCAUCUUUGCCAAAUCCAUUAUUUUCUUGCUUACCAAACACAGAUUCUGGCAGCUGAGUUUAUGUUUUUCCCUUCAACCCAAGUAAUGUUUCAACACAAAAGUCUCUUCAAACUUUGUUUUUAGAAUAAAAAUAUUGGGAUUUCAGCAGAAAUGGAGAGCUUCAAGUCCCCAUUCAGGGGUAUUGCAAAUGAUGUCCGAGGAAGAGCAGCAUGCUAUAAACACGAUUGGGUUGGAGGUUUUCAGGCAGGAAUCGGGAUUCUCGCCCCAACAACCUACAUCUUCUUCGCUUCAGCUCUUCCUGUUAUAGCAUUUGGAGAGCAACUGAGCACAGAUACAGAUGGAAUUUUGAGCACGGUAGAAACCUUGGCCUCUACUGCUAUUUGUGGUAUAAUACACUCGAUUUUUGGUGGACAACCUCUCUUGAUUUUAGGAGUCGCCGAACCCACUGUUAUUAUGUACAAUUACAUGUACGACUUUGCCAAAGGAAGGAAAGAAUUGGGGCCGGAGCUGUUUUUGGCUUGGGUUGCAUGGGUUUGGGUCUGGACAGCUCUUUUCCUCAUUCUUCUUGCACUAUUCAAUGCUUGUGAUAUCAUCAACAGAUUUACGAGGAUUGCAGGCGAACUUUUUGGCAUGUUGAUUUCUGUUUUAUUCAUUCAAGAGGCUAUCAAGGGUAUAGUGAGUGAAUUCAAAAUUCCCAAAGGCGAAGAUCCAAAGUUGGAGACGUAUCAAUUUCAGUGGCUUUACACAAAUGGACUGUUAGGGGUCAUAUUUACUUUUGGACUACUGUAUACUGCUUUGAAGAGCAGAAAGGCAAGGUCCUGGUGGUAUGCAACAGGAUGGUUCAGAAGUUUCAUUGCAGAUUAUGGAGUUCCUUUAAUGGUGUUGGUAUGGACUGCAUUAUCAUUUAGUGUCCCACACAAUGUCCCUCCAAGAGUUCCCAGAAGGCUCUAUAUCCCUGUAGCUUGGGAUUCUGCGUCUUUACACCAUUGGACUGUCAUCAAGGAUAUGGGGAAGGUUUCUCCUGGAUACGUCUUUGCUGCCAUUAUACCUGCUGUGAUGGUGGCUGGACUUUAUUUUUUUGACCAUAGUGUCGCUUCACAGAUGGCACAACAACAUGAGUUCAAUCUAAAGAAGCCGCCUGCGUAUCAUUAUGAUAUCUUGUUGUUGGGAUUCAUGACUCUGCUUUGCGGAUUGCUUGGGCUUCCUCCUUCUAACGGGGUUCUGCCACAGUCACCGAUGCACACUAAGAGCCUUGCUGUUCUUAAGAAGCAGUCGAUACGAAGGAAAAUGGUGAAGAGUGCUAAGGAAUCAAUAAAACAGAAAGCUAACAACUCUGAAAUCUAUGGGAAAAUGCAAGCUGUGUUCAUAGAGAUGGACAACUUGACUACACCUACUUCGGAAGUUAAAGAGCUAAAUGAUUUGAAGGAGGCAGUUAUGAAGAGUGAAAAUAAAGGGGAGGAUACAACGGAUGCAUUUGAUCCUGAGAAGCACAUUGAUGCAUACUUGCCAGUCAGAGUUACUGAGCAAAGAUUGAGCAAUUUGUUGCAGUCGCUUCUUGUGGCAGCAUCAGUUUUUGCCAUGCCUGCCAUCAAGAAGAUACCGACAUCAGUUUUGUGGGGAUAUUUUGCUUACAUGGCCAUUGACAGCCUUCCAGGAAACCAAUUCUGGGAAAGGAUGCUACUACUCUUCAUCUCCCCUAGCCGACAGUACAAGGUCUUGGAAGGGGGCCAUGCUUCCUUUGUGGAGUCAGUGCCAUUCAAAUUCAUAGCCAUAUUUACACUCUUCCAGAUUGUUUACUUGCUGGUCUGUUUUGGUAUUACAUGGAUCCCCAUGGCUGGAAUUUUGUUCCCCUUGCCUUUCUUCCUUCUCAUAUGGAUAAGACAGCAUCUCCUCCCCAAAUUCUUCCAAUCACAUCACUUGCAAGAGCUGGACUCAGCUGAAUGGGAGGAAGUUGUGGGCGCCCCAGUACGCUCUCUCAGCCUCAGUUCUGGGAAAUCGGAAACUUCCAACGAAGGUGGAGUGGAGAUGUGUGAUGCUGAGAUAUUAGACAAGCUAACAACCAGCAGAGGGGAGCUGAAGAUCAGAGCGAGCUUCAGCGAAGACAAACGAACCAGCUUCAGUGAAGAUAGACGCGGCCAGGUUCACCCUCAGAAUUUAGGCCAAACAGAGUGAAAUAUGAGGCAAAAAGGAUAAGAUAUGAAGUUAUCGUUGACAUGAGAUUUGAUUUCAGUAGUAGUUACAUGUAACAGAAGAAGGUUAGUGUAAAAGUGAAUGUUAUGAAGAAGAAAUUCUGCAUGUUAAUUAGUGUUAUGGUUGAGGUUUGAAUUGGUAGUUAUCAUAUUAUAUAAAUAUGAACCAGUUCCAGAUGCAUGAUGCAUUUUGAUGAAAAACAGUUCAGAUCAGGCACCUUAAUAACACUUUUCACUAUUUCUCAA
Molecule: messenger RNA, 2968 nt
Organism: Malus domestica (apple)
Lineage: Eukaryota; Viridiplantae; Streptophyta; Magnoliopsida; Rosales; Rosaceae
Source: RefSeq, a predicted model, not a curated record